AGUCUUCUGUUCAUUUUUCAUCAUGGCUGCUACUCAAACUGAGGUUUCCCUGUGCUCACAACCUUGGCAGAAGCCCUUGUACAUCUAUGGGGGGUUGGCAUGCAACUCACUGAUGGCUGAUUUCUGGUCUGACAGAACUCCUCUUCAUGAAGCCGCCUACCAAGGCAGACUGCUAUACCUGAGAAGCCUCAUCGCUCAGGGCUCUCAUGUAGACACACUCACUAUGGACGGAGUCUCUGCUCUCCAUGAAGCGUGUCUCGGUGACCAUUAUGCGUGUGCCAAGUUCCUGCUGGACAACGGUGCAAAUGUGGAGGCAGUAUCAACAGAUGGCGCCACACCUCUCUUCAACUCUUGCAGCAGCGGGAGUAGCACUUGUGUCAGGCUCCUGUUGCAGCACAGUGCCUCCAUCCACACCCCCUACCAGCUGGCAUCGUCCAUACAUGAGGCUGCUAAGAAAGGUCACAGAGAGUGUCUGGAGCUGCUGCUGUCGUAUGGAGCUCAUAUCGACAUGGAGCUGCCGGUGGUGGGGACUCCGCUGUAUUCUGCCUGCAUGGCCCAGGCUGCAGACUGUGUCAGGGUGCUGCUAUACUCAGGUGCAGAUGUUCGUAUCGGGUGUGGUCAGGACAGUCCUUUACAUGCUGCAGUUCGAGGUGGAGGAGCCAACGUUGUGGAUCUUUUGCUGGACUUUGGGGCUGAUGGUUGUUGUAGGAACUCAGAGGGAAAAACUCCUCUGGAUCUGUCAUCGCCAAACAGCGCAGUGAGAGUCGCAAUGCAGAAUAAAGGUCCCUGCUCUCUGUCUCAGCUCUGUCGGUUCUGUAUUCGUCAAAGUCUGGGAAGGAGUCGUCUCCACCGAGCCUCCGGCCUCUUCCUCCCUCACAGUAUCAAAGACUUCCUCCUCUACCAAUGAGACAUCUCUGCCCUGCCACUGUGGCUCUUUGUGUUCCACAUAUCCUGAUUUGUCCUUCACAUUUGUGCCUUGUCCCUGACUAACAAGGAAAGAGAAAAAAAGACAUUCAGAGAAUGGGUCAGUCAUCUGUGUUUUAUAAAACAGUUGCUUUUUAUAUCGUAUUACUCGUGAACUCUUUUGAAAACAUGCAUGGGAAGUUCCAAGAUAUUGCUAUUGCAGUAACUUACAUGUAUCAGGUUUUAUACUUUUAAUUAAGUACUUCCCAUGUUGUGUUCAUGGAUUUUACAUUAUUCCAAAGAGGAACUCACCAGUUAUUGAAACAUCUGUUUACAGGUGUUGGAUAGUACAACUGCAUAUAAGAAAAAAGUUGUAAUAAGCCUUUGUGUGGCUCCAGAAGUAGCUGGGUGGAGUCUGAUACGUUGCCUCAAGAUAAGAAAGAAGUAAUCAGGUUUUUGACCUGGAAGAAUAAUGUGCGGAAUAAAAAAAGACAAUAACUCUUCUUCUGCUGCAUUGAUUUUGAUCUUUUUUUGCGUGCAAAGCUACAUCGGUGGAGCACUUCUUUAUGUUCCGCAGGAUCUCACAAAAUAGGUAUAAAGUAUAAAUCUCUGUUUCCACUAAGAGUAAAUACUGUAUUUUGUAAAAAGUGUUUUAAAAAAUAGAUUGAAUGUUUUGUUUUCUUAUCUUCAUUGAGCUACAUAUGAGAGAGCCUGACUCUCCUGUUCACUGACAGCAUCAGUCCACUCACUGCA
Cottoperca gobio is the source of this 1656-nucleotide messenger RNA. It is a transcript of the gene asb11, whose product is annotated as ankyrin repeat and SOCS box containing 11. Lineage: Eukaryota; Metazoa; Chordata; Actinopteri; Perciformes; Bovichtidae. Gene Ontology annotation, biological process: protein ubiquitination; positive regulation of protein catabolic process; intracellular signal transduction. The record is from RefSeq and is a predicted model, not a curated record. The coding region runs from base 23 to 907 and encodes 294 amino acids. The transcript is spliced from 7 exons. Gene Ontology annotation, molecular function: protein binding.